Nannospalax galili (Upper Galilee mountains blind mole rat) is the source of this 3807-nucleotide messenger RNA. It is a transcript of the gene Sfrp1, whose product is annotated as secreted frizzled related protein 1. NCBI's taxonomy places the organism in Eukaryota, Metazoa, Chordata, Mammalia, Rodentia, Spalacidae. The record is from RefSeq and is a predicted model, not a curated record. Gene Ontology annotation, molecular function: Wnt-protein binding. Gene Ontology annotation, biological process: canonical Wnt signaling pathway; negative regulation of canonical Wnt signaling pathway; non-canonical Wnt signaling pathway. The transcript has 3 exons. Bases 82 to 1023 code for a protein of 313 amino acids.
GCCGGACGGCCCCGGGCACCGCGCCUUUUGUCCCCGCGCUCCCGGGAGGUUGGCGACGGGACCCCGACGCCGCCGAGCAGCAUGGGCAGCGGGCGAGGCGCGGGGGGCAGCGGCCGGACCGUCCCGGGCGUGCUGCUGGUGCUGGCCGCGCUGCUGGGCGCGGGGUCGGCCGGCGAGUACGACUACGUGAGCUUCCAGUCGGACGUCGGCUCCUACCAGAGCGGGCGCUUCUACAGCAAGCCGCCGCAGUGCGUGGACAUCCCGGCGGACCUGAGGCUGUGCCACGACGUGGGCUACGACAAGAUGGUGCUGCCCAACCUGCUGGAGCACGAGACCAUGGCGGAGGUGAAGCAGCAGGCCAGCAGCUGGGUGCCGCUGCUCAACAAGAACUGCCACAUGGGCACCCAGGUCUUCCUCUGCUCGCUCUUCGCGCCCGUCUGCCUGGAUCGGCCCAUCUACCCGUGCCGCUGGCUCUGCGAGGCGGUGCGCGACUCGUGCGAGCCGGUCAUGCAGUUCUUCGGCUUCCACUGGCCCGAGAUGCUCAAGUGUGACAAGUUCCCGGACGGCGACGUCUGCAUCGCCAUGACCCCGCCCAACGCCACCGAAGCCUCCAAGCCCCAAGGUACAACAGUGUGUCCACCGUGUGACAACGAAUUGAAAUCUGAGGCCAUCAUCGAACACCUCUGUGCAAGCGAGUUUGCACUGAGGAUGAAGAUCAAGGAAGUGAAGAAGGAGAACGGUGACAAGAAGAUUGUCCCCAAGAAGAAGAAGCCCCUGAAGUUGGGGCCCAUCAAGAAGAAGGAGCUGAAGCGGCUCGUGCUGUUCCUGAAGAAUGGUGCCGACUGCCCCUGCCACCAGCUGGACAAUCUCAGCCACCACUUCCUCAUCAUGGGCCGCAAGGUGAAGAGCCAGUACCUGUUGACGGCCAUUCACAAGUGGGACAAGAAAAACAGGGAGUUCAAAAACUUCAUGAAGAAGAUGAAGACUCACGAGUGCCCCACUUUCCAGUCUGUCUUUAAGUGACCCUGGGGCGGGUUGGAAGGGAGUGUGGGCCGGGUGACGGUGGGAAGAGUGAAUGACUCUGGUUCUUGGGGUUCACACACUGCACCUGCCCAUCACAGUUGUGGCCUUGGAACUCUAGCUGGAUCUGUUCCACAGAUUCCCACCCCUCUCCCUUCCCAGCACGCUCAGACCCCAGCAUAGCCACAUCCAGAUGUGUCCAGGGCCCUUUAGAUUAGGAAGGCUUUUAAGGGCUGCAGCGGGGCCAGCAGUCACUGUAAAAGGAGGGAAGAAUCCUUUCACCUAGUCUCAGGAGCAAAAACGAAAAUGUUUGCCAGUUUUAAAAAAAGGAUUGGGCCGAAAGUGCCAGAGGGUAGCAAAGUUGUGCAUCGUUAGGCUGAGCAUCCUCACGCAGGCUGCGGACAGUUUCUUUGGCUAAUCCAAGCCUUUGCAGGUAGAAAAUUUCGACUAUUGGCACAUCAUGUCACUUUCUGUUCCGUGUGCUAACUCUGCGUUACACAGAAACAGACACCCUCUCCUCUCCCCUACAUCAACUCUCAAAGUAACCUUGGCAGGAGGGAGCACAGUGCAGUGGGACAGAAAGGGGCUGGACAGGAGGCCGCUGUCUGUGCUGCCCUGGGCAGAAUUGUUGGGCUCGGGUGCCCCGUUAAGUGGCCAUUUCCAGAAAUCAGUCCCUCUGGAUACAAGAAUGGCACAGGCCUGUUUUCUUGUGGGGAAGAGGAGCACAGUGAGCACAAGAAGACAUGAGCUUCCAGCUGAGAGGGGAGUGGGUAGUGGUUUUCAAAACAGUGAAAGAGAAAAAACAGCCCAGCAGAUGACUAGUCAGAGUGAAUUGUGAAAUUCGGUGAAGAGCUGCACGUUCUAAUUUCGCCUCUCAGUUCAUUUCACAUUUGCGAAAGAACAGCAGCAACACAAACAAUGGCCAGACCCCAGUCGCUUUUCAGGGCUUGGGGAACAGUCCACACUGAGCAUUUGGAAGAUGAACCUAGACCAAAGUCUUGGACCUGCCCAAGGCUUGCCUCUUAAUGAGCACCCUCUGCGCACCCGGCGCAACCACGGAGGCUGAGAGCAUCCAGAGAGGUGCCCGGGCUCUGCUUUUCUGCAAGGGAACAUUCCUUUAAACAUGAUUGCGUAUAGUUCAAAGAAAUUCAGAACAGUUGCCUGCCUGGCCACUCCACUUUGACUUUUGUACUCCACCCCCCAGUGUUUUCAGAGGCUGAAUGUCCCCAUCCAAGGAGCCGGUUUCAAAGGCAAGCCUUCUGUUUUCUUCCCAAGGGCCUGAUGAUAUGUUAUGCUUAAUAAGUGAUGUAAAUAAACCAGUUCUUCUAGGCAGCAUUACUUUUGUUCAACUAGAUGAAGUAGUUCUAGAAAAUGAAUGUUAAUUUCUUCCACCAAAGUUUGAUUCUUCCCUACCACAUCUCAAGGGCCAUAGUGGCUGUCCCUCUUGCAUACCCAGUCAGGGGCACCAGAGAGUGUGAGCAGUUGCCCAGUGGCCCUGGACGGCACAGAAACAGUGGAAGAUUCUGUUAACUUCUGGAAGACUCCAACCUGAAAAUCAGCAUGCCAAUCUAGUUACCUCCCACAGUGGGAUUUUUGACCUAAAUAACUUCUCACGAUUAAUAAUCUCAUUAUCUUAACACCUUUAAAAAUUCUCUCUCACCUUUAAUUAUAAAGUAUUAGGGACCUUAAAUGAUUUGCCUGUAAUUUUGGAUGAUUUUAAAAUGUGUCUGUAUAUUAGUAAUCAGAAGCAUCUUCCUUUCCCAUUGUCCAACAGAAUUUCAGAGCAACUUCAUGCUGUGUAGAGCUGGGUCUUUGGUCUCAAGUUCAGUGCUCAUGGGUGUCUGCUCAUUUGGGCAAGGUGUGCAAUGCAGUAGGUCCCUCUCCAUGUGGCAGGGGGCUUUCUAGAUGGGUUUUUCUGGGGUGUUAGCAGUUCCACAGAAAGAAAACCAGGGAGCUAUGCUGGACACCUCUGUGAGUAGGACUCCCCAGGUAGGAGGCAACACUUUCACAAAGGAUUCACAAUAAUAUUGUCGUGUGAGAGGCAGCUGCUGUUUUCUCCCAUUCCAGAGUCCCUCCCUGGCUUUGGAGUUCCACUGUGUUAAUUCAGUAAGGACUUUAGACAAGCACAUACCAAUUUUGUCUACACCACAUCAGCAGUUCAGGACAAAGGGGAGACUAUCCAUGAACCCAAAGCUGCAUGAUCACUAAGCUUUGUUCUCAACAAAAGGUAUAACAAAUCAAUGUGCAGACUCAUUGGCUUAGUCAUUGGCUUCCAAAAGAGAAGGUCCAUAAGCAUUCUGGUCACCUUUGCUAAUGCAAAGGUCAGAUUCGGAACGCUCUACAGUAGUCAUUCUGGAGAGUCUGAGGAGGCCAAACUCAACUAACCAUUUGUAGAGGAUCAGUAGUUGUCUUAGAAGACAGAUGGGAGAUAAGAAUUCUAAGACCAUUUUACUUAAAAAAAAAAAAAACCCUGUAUAACCCUUGGCCCCCAGGAUUGGUGGGUUAGCCCCAAGUUCUCCCCAAGGCAGUGUCUAAUCAGAGCUCCAGGUUUCUUUUGAAUUCGUAAAUUACAGAAACUCCAUUUCCCAAACCUAGAACCUGUUUUUCUCAUUAGAUUCCAUGUAACUAAUUGCUCUGUUGCAUCUUCACAGAGCUGGAGGGGUUCAAGACAUUUCAGAGUCAUAGGCCACUUUGUGAUCAGCAUGUGGCCUCUCUGACCUCUCCUAAGGAUGUACAUGGGAUUCCUGUUGGUCCUAGUUCCUUUAUGGCAUCUCCUCUGUUAGAGUC